Molecule: messenger RNA, 3187 nt
Organism: Pelagomonas calceolata
Lineage: Eukaryota; Pelagophyceae; Pelagomonadales; Pelagomonadaceae
Source: the annotation of a GenBank genome assembly
GGGAGAGCCCAGCUGCUGGCCCUCGCGCUCGUCGCAGCGACGACGCAUGCCUUUAGCCUGCCCAGUGGGAGAGCCCAGCUGCUGGCCCUCGCGCUCGUCGCAGCGACGACGCAUGCCUUUAGCCUGCCGCGCGCGACGCGACGAACCCGGCUGCGCGCCGCGGCCGUCGAAGCCGUCGAAGAGUUCGACGUUGUUGUGAUUGGGAGCGGCAUCGGCGGGCUGUCGUGCGCUUCAUUAUUAGCGGCGGCGGGACGGGAGGUCUGCGUCCUCGAGGCGCAUUAUGAAUUAGGAGGUUGUGCCCACGAGUACGAUGUUGAUCUGGACGGGAAGACGAUCCCGAGCGAGAAGCUGAAGACCAUGGACCCGCGGCCGCCGACGUUCAAGUUCGAGGCCGGCCCCUCAUUGUACAGCGGCUUCUCGCCCGACCGGUCGCCGAACCCCCUCAAGCACGUCUACCAGAUGAUCGGCGAGGAGCCCGAGUGGAUUACGUAUGAUAAGUGGGGCGCCUACCUCCCGGAGGCUCCCGAGGGCUACGAACUGAGUAUAGGUGCCGAGAACUUUCUCGAGAUUCUGAGACGCUACGGCGGCCCGACGGCCGUCGCGGACUGGAACAAGCUGGCCGAGGUGCUGCGGCCGCUGGCGAAGGGCGUCAUGGGCGUCCCCUCGACGGCCGUUCGGGGCGACGCCGGCGUCCUCGCGACGUUGGCGCUGCGGUAUCCGGGCCCCUUCCUCAACGUCGUCAAGGACGCGCCAAAAAUUCUGGGGCCCUUCGACAUGGAGGAUCCAGAAAGUCCGUUCUACGUCGAAGAUCAGUUCCUGCGGAACUACCUCGACCUCAUCGCCUUCCUCCUGCAAGGCCUGCCGGCCUCGGGAACGCUCACGGCGGUCAUGGCCUACAUGGUCGAGGACUUCUACAGAGAGGGCGCGGUGAUGGACUUUCCAAGAGGCGGGUCGCGCGGCCUCGUCGAGGCGCUGGCCCGGGGCGUGACGAAGCGGAGCGGAUGUGAUGUGAGGAGGUCGACGACGGUCGAGCGCGUGGUGGUGGAAGACGGCCGCGCCGUCGGCGUUUUGUUGAGAGGAGGCAAGACGAUCCGGGCGAGAAAAGGCGUCGUGUCCAAUGCUGACCUAAAGAACACCUACGACCUCGUGGAACGGGGCAUUUCUCAGAAAUUCGACGAGGAGCGCGACGCGAAUCUGAAAAAUGUGAAGCUCUGCAAGUCUUUUGUGCAUGUGCAUCUCGGCGUGCCGGCGUCGGCGAUUCCCGACGACGCGCCGCCGCAGUGGACGGUGGUCGGGCCGUCCUGGGACGGGCCCAUCGACAAGAGCGGCAAGGUCGUGGUCGUGAGCGUGCCGUCGAAGCUCGACCCCAGUCUAGCGCCGGAGGGCUACCACGUGAUCCACGCCUACGGCGCGGGCAACGAGCCCUACGAUUUGUGGAAGGAGUUCGAGGGCAAGACGAAUACGGAGGCGUACAAGGCUGUGUGGAAAUCAACCAGUGCAUCGGGUGCCAAUUCUUCACUAAGUCAUUUCUCGGCGAUGACGCGGCCGUCCUGGCUCGGUCGAGCGGUGAGGAACCGGCAUCGCCACGUCAUCGAGCAGACAUCGCGUCGAUGGCGUGGAGGACGACGCGAUGAUUCAGCACGAACGCGCAGUAAAAUUUUGAUUUCCACACAGGUACAAGGCGUUCAAGGAAGAACGGGCGCGGCCCAUCUUCGACGCGAUCGCCAAGCGCGCCCCGGACGCGCGCAAAUCCGCCGUCGUGGAGCAGAUCGCGUCUCCAAUAACGCACGCGCGAUUCCUGCGGCGCCACGAGGGCAACUACGGCCCGGCGAUCGCCGCCGGUUCCGGCGUCGAAUUUCCUACGGUGACGACGCCGCUGCCGGGCUACUACCGGUGCGGCGACAGCACGACGGCGGGCAUCGGCGUGCCGGCCGUCGCGUCGUCGGGCGCCCAGUGCGCGAACGCUCUGCUCAACGUCUUCGAGCAGCUGAAGCUGAACGGCCUGAUCCGUAUGCCUUAAUCAAUGUGUUAUCUAUUAGUCUUGGGGGGCGCGGAAGAUAUAUGAUAAAACGUGUGAGCGCUCAGGCCAGGAUGGCGAGGGCCGCGGCCGCGGCGCAGAACGCGACCUUGACGGGCAGCGCCAGCGCCAGGAUCGCCUUGACGAGCGCGUGGGCCGGGGCCAGCGCGCGGGCGAGCGGGCCCUUCCGCGGCUGCUUCGCCGCCGCUGGGGCCGGCUUCUUCGCCUUCGGUGCCGGGGCCUUAGGGGGCUUCGGCGCCGUCGCCUUCGGCGGGGCUGGCUUGGUCGCCUGCUUCUUCGGCAUCGCCUUCGGCGCCUUCGCCUUCGGCGGGGCCGGCUUGGACGCCUGCUUCUUCGGCAUCGCCUUCGGCGCCUUCGCCUUCGGCGCGGCCGGCUUCGGCGGGGCCGGCUUGACCUUCGGCACCGGCUUGAGCGCGGCGGUCUGCGCCCGGAGGACGAUGGCCUUCCGCGUCACGGCGGGCGCCGCGACCGGCGCGACGGGCGCCACGGGCGGCGGCGCCGUGACCACGACGGCGGCGCCGAGGGCCACGAAGGCCACGAGGGCCGCGAGCGUGACGGGGAUGCGACGCGCGGGCGCCGGCGGCGCGGCGGGCGCGAGCUCCGGGAACUUGCCGAGCUCGGAAAAGGGCGCGUCGAGUUUGGGGGUCCGCGGCGGCGGCGUCAUGAGCAGCGGCGCCGCGGGCGAGGCGACGGGCGUUUUCGGCGUCGUCGGCGCGAUGGCGCGCUCCGAGUGCAGCGGCGUGUCCGAGCCCGUCUCCGAGAACUCGGAGGUCGAGCCGCCGGAGCUGCGCAGCGUACUUACGGCCCGCACCGGCGACGGCGACGGCUGCGGCUUCGGGGCCGGCGACUUGGCCGGCGCGAGCGCGUUGCUCACGUCCUUGAGGCCGCGGCGCCGUUCGGGGAACGUCGCGAUGGCAGCCGUGACGGCGGCGCGCAGGCCGAAGGGCGGCGACGCCGGCGACGAAACCGCUGCCACUUUAGCGCUCUUCUUCUCUUCGACGUCGCACGGCGACAGCGCAACCGCGGGCAGCGGGCUGUCCGCCAUGGCGCCGUGGAAGGCAGGAGAUUGCAUCAUGCUGCACACGGGCCAGCACGGGCGAUUUCCGCCUCUUGGGCAAUCUCAAACCGUAAUUGAGUCCUAAUAUGUCC